This is a messenger RNA of Onthophagus taurus, 1481 nucleotides long. RefSeq names its product tubulin beta chain-like. Gene Ontology annotation, cellular component: microtubule. The record is from RefSeq and is a predicted model, not a curated record. Gene Ontology annotation, molecular function: GTPase activity; GTP binding; structural constituent of cytoskeleton. Gene Ontology annotation, biological process: microtubule-based process. Lineage: Eukaryota; Metazoa; Arthropoda; Insecta; Coleoptera; Scarabaeidae.
ACAGCAAAGAUGGCCAAUGUAGUUACGGAAAAAUAAAAGCUUCGAACAAGAAACAAAAGUCAUUUAAUACUUUUAAAACCACUCUCGAAACUUGUUACAAUGAGGGAAAUCGUACACAUUCAAGCUGGACAAUGUGGAAAUCAAAUCGGGGCUAAGUUUUGGGAAGUUAUUGCUGAUGAACACGGAAUUAAUCCUACAGGAAUGUAUCAUGGUGAUUCAGACCUCCAAUUAGAACGUAUAAAUGUGUACUUUACUGAAGCAACGGGGGGUAAAUACGUUCCCCGAGCAAUUUUGGUCGAUUUAGAACCUGGAACGAUGGAUGCUGUUCGUUCAGGACCGUUUGGACAACUUUUUAGACCGGAUAAUUUUGUUUUUGGGCAAAGCGGUGCAGGGAAUAAUUGGGCUAAAGGACAUUACACGGAAGGAGCAGAAUUGGUUGAUUCCGUUUUGGAUGUUGUGCGCAAAGAGGCAGAAGGAUGUGAUUGCUUACAAGGUUUCCAAUUGACGCAUUCUUUAGGAGGCGGAACUGGUUCCGGGUUAGGAACUUUAUUGAUUUCAAAAAUACGGGAGGAAUUUCCCGAUAGGAUUAUGAAUACUUUUUCGGUUGUGCCAUCACCGAAAGUAUCAGAUGUUGUUGUUGAACCUUAUAACGCUACGUUAUCGGUACAUCAAUUGGUCGAAAAUACAGAUGAAAGUUAUUGUAUAGAUAACGAAGCUUUAUAUGAUAUAUGUUUUCGCACAUUAAAAUUAACAACACCUACAUACGGGGAUUUGAACCAUUUGUUAUCGUCUACGCUAUCAGGGGUGACCACAUGCUUACGAUUUCCUGGUCAAUUAAACUCAGAUUUAAGAAAACUCGCUGUUAAUAUGGUUCCCUUCCCGCGUCUACACUUUUUCAUCCCAGGAUUCGCCCCAUUAACAUCACGGGGAAGUCAACAAUAUCGAGCUUUAACGGUCUCUGAAUUAGUUAUGCAAAUGUUUGAUUCCAAAAAUAUGAUGGCAGCUUGUGAUCCUCGCCACGGAAGAUAUCUCACUGUUGCUGCUAUUUUUCGAGGACGUAUGUCGAUGAAAGAGGUUGAUGAACAAAUGCUUAAUGUUCAAAAUAAGAAUAGCAGCUACUUUGUCGAAUGGAUACCUAAUAAUGUUAAAACAGCUGUUUGUGAUAUCCCACCUAGAGGAUUAAAGAUGUCUGCAACAUUUAUUGGAAAUUCCACAUGCAUCCAAGAAUUAUUUAAACGUGUAUCAGAGCAAUUUACGGCUAUGUUCCGAAGGAAGGCGUUUCUCCAUUGGUACACUGGCGAAGGAAUGGAUGAAAUGGAAUUUACUGAAGCUGAAUCGAAUAUGAACGAUUUAGUAUCUGAAUAUCAACAGUACCAAGAAGCUAGCGCCGAAGAAGAAGGAGAGUUUGAUGAAGAAGAUGAAGCGGAAGAUAAAUAACUUUUUUAGUUAAUAAUAAAAUAAGUUUUAUUUAUAAGUUAUUA